AUGUUGGGAAAAGAUGCUGCGACAAUUGCCUCCAGGUCAAUGGAACCAAACGGAGCGGCGGCUGACCCAGCAAGUCCUGUGGCAGCAGCCAAGUUGAACUUGAUUUCAGAAAAUGCUAUUCAAUCCGAUAAAGGGCUCUUUGCACAGCUUUCAGACAAUCCAUUUUUCACUGCUGGAUUUGGCUUAGCGGGUUUAGGAGCCGGCCUCACCCUUGCGCAGCGUGGAAUUCGACAUGGAGCCAUACUCCUGCGCAGACGGAUGCUAGUUGACGUCGAGAUUAGUAUAAAGGAUGACUCUUAUCCAUGGUUUCUGAACUGGAUGACGCUCUACCAACGCUCACAGCUUACGAACCAAACCGCCCGCGGGCAGGCCCAGACAAGUUUUAUGAACUCUCUGUUAAACAGGAUUACACCCGGCAUGCGUCACUUGUCCAUACAAACCGAGAAAGUCGAACACGCCAAUGGAGCGAUUCAUACGCAUUUCGCUCUCAUACCGGGGCCCGGAAAGCAUAUACUCCGCUAUAAGAACGCUUUUAUAUUCGUGAAUCGCGUCCGUGAAGCCAAAUCACGCGACCUGCAGACUGGACGGCCAUGGGAGACAGUGACGCUUACCACGCUAUAUUCACAAAGGCACAUCUUUGAGGAUUUAUUCAAGGAGGCACACGAGUACGCGGUGAAGACGCAUGAGGGGAAAACGGUCAUUUACAAUUCUUGGGGAGCAGAGUGGCGUCCGUUUGGUCAUCCUCGGCGGAAGAGGCCAUUGGACUCCGUCAUCUUGGAUGCUGGGGUGAAAGAGAGGAUUGUGGCCGAUGUAAAGGACUUCUUCUCAAGUGGAGCAUGGUACCAUGACCGCGGCAUCCCUUACAGGCGUGGCUACCUCCUCCAUGGCCCUCCGGGUACCGGCAAGAGCUCCUUUAUCCAAGCGCUUGCCGGCGAAUUAGACUACGACAUCGCCGUUCUCAACCUUAGCGAGAGAGGGCUGACGGAUGACCGGUUGAAUCACCUGCUCACCAUAAUCCCAGCACGUACUCUGGUACUAUUGGAGGAUGUGGAUGCUGCCUUUAGCUCACGGCGCGUACAGUCUGAUGAGGAUGGAUACCGGGGUGCGAACGUCACCUUCUCCGGCCUGCUCAAUGCACUCGACGGCGUUGCGAGUGCGGAGGAGCGCAUAAUCUUCCUCACCACCAACCAUGUCGACAAGCUUGAUGAAGCUCUAGUGCGGCCCGGCCGAGUGGACAUGACCGUUCGUCUUGGCGAAGCCACUCGAUACCAGGUGUCUCAGCUCUGGGAUAGAUUCUACGGAGAGCUCGACCAGUCUAGCGUGUAUAAGAAGGUAUUUCUCGACCGGUUAACGGAGCUCGGUAUAGUCGAAGACGAAGAUGGCCAGAAGCGUGACCGCGCUAUGGCAACUAGCGCCGCCGCCCUUCAAGGCCUGUUUUUGUAUAACAAGGGAAACAUGGACGGUGCCAUCUCGAUGAUAGAAGGCCUGGUUAACCGUGAUGCCGCAUAG
Messenger RNA from Microsporum canis CBS 113480, 1509 nucleotides. RefSeq names its product mitochondrial chaperone BCS1. Gene Ontology annotation, biological process: protein insertion into mitochondrial inner membrane from matrix; mitochondrial respiratory chain complex III assembly. NCBI's taxonomy places the organism in Eukaryota, Fungi, Ascomycota, Eurotiomycetes, Onygenales, Arthrodermataceae. The coding region runs from base 1 to 1509 and encodes 502 amino acids. Gene Ontology annotation, molecular function: ATP binding; ATP hydrolysis activity. The transcript is spliced from 2 exons. Gene Ontology annotation, cellular component: mitochondrial inner membrane. The record is from RefSeq and is a predicted model, not a curated record.